Messenger RNA from Argentina anserina (silverweed cinquefoil), 1281 nucleotides. RefSeq names its product protein CUP-SHAPED COTYLEDON 3-like. Gene Ontology annotation, molecular function: DNA binding. Lineage: Eukaryota; Viridiplantae; Streptophyta; Magnoliopsida; Rosales; Rosaceae. The transcript has 3 exons. The coding region runs from base 182 to 1033 and encodes 283 amino acids. Gene Ontology annotation, biological process: regulation of DNA-templated transcription. The record is from RefSeq and is a predicted model, not a curated record.
UAGCUUAGCCCAAACAAGGAUAAUCAAAGCAUUAUACAUAACCUAGAUUUGCUUCCUGUUCCAAUUCUUGAUCGAUCAGAUCAAGAAGUUGAUACCUCUGCUCGAUCUUGUACUUCUGUUGCUACCAACCCCAACCCCAACCAAACCUUAUUUAAUUAGAUAUCCAUUUAAGAUAGAUAAUAUGGGUCUGAGGGACAUUGGAGCUACACUGCCUCCUGGGUUUCGAUUCUAUCCGAGUGAUGAGGAGUUGGUCUGCCACUAUCUCUAUAAGAAGGUCACAAAUGAGGAAGCUUUGAAGGGUACCCUGGUGGAAAUUGACUUGCAUACUUGUGAGCCAUGGCAGCUUCCUGAGGUGGCAAAGCUGAACGCGAACGAGUGGUACUUCUUCAGCUUUCGCGACAGGAAGUACGCUACCGGGUUCAGGACUAACCGGGCCACGACGAUCGGGUACUGGAAAGCUACCGGAAAAGACCGGAUGGUGGUGGAUCCGGGAACAGGGGAGAUCGUAGGGAUGAGGAAGACGCUGGUGUUCUAUCGUAACAGAGCUCCUAAUGGAAUCAAAACUGGGUGGAUCAUGCAUGAGUUUCGCCUCGAGACCCCACACAUGCCUCCUAAGGAGGACUGGGUUCUUUGCAGGGUUUUCCACAAAGGCAAAGGAGAUAUGAACAGCAACAUGAGCCUUAGCCCUCAUGAUCUUAUGUUGGAGAACAACACAUCAUGCACUAUGACAUUAACAUCUCCUCCUUCUCAUCAUGACCAAAACAUGCACUGUGGAUACAGUAAUCAAAUCACCUCAUUUUCCACCACACCAGUACCUCACCAGAGCCACAGCCACAACAACCAAAGCAAUUCUCUGCUCAAUCUUCUUCAUCUUUCUCAAGAAAAGUAUACCGACACCAUCACCGAAAUAAGCGCAAAAAAUGACGAUGAUUAUGGAUUUUUAUGGGACAUGAAUCUGGAAGAAAAUAGCUUCGAAAAUGGAACUUUGGAGGACAUGAGAUUUGAGAUGGACAACAGCAUGGUUUUACUCUGAAUUAAGAAACAUGCAUGUCCUACUCUCCACACCUACACACGUACACCAUUUAUUGAUUUGUGAUAUAAAUAUACUGUCGUAUAUGUCUAGGUUGAUUGACCCAAAAAAAAAUUUAUAUAUAUCUAGCUUGAUUGGAUAAUUGUUAGGAGCUUGUGCUUAGUCAGUGUUUUAGAUUCGAGCUUCUUUUCUUCUUGUAUACGACCUUCGUUAUUUGUAAAAUAUUAUCAAUAUAUAUCAAUUCUUCAUCA